CAAGGAACUUCUGAUCCUUACAUAUUUUAUUAUUAGAAAAAUUAAAAAACACUUCAGCGUUGCAUUAUUGACGUUUCUUUGUACAAAACAGAGCAUAAGAGUAUACUCUGUUUCAGCUCCUUCCUCAUCUUGAGAACAAUGACCACUUUCAUCUUAAUUAUCACAUGCCUCUUUUUACUCAUUUGUUACUCUUUCUUCUUCAAGAAACCAAAGGAUGGCUUUAAAUUGCCUCCAAGCCCUCCUUCUUUGCCAAUCAUUGGUCAUCUUCACUUUCUUCUCUCUUCUUUAACCCAUAAGUCCUUACAGAAACUCUCCUCCAAGUAUGGACCUCUUCUCCAUCUUAGAAUCUUCAAUGUCCCUGUAAUCUUUGUUUCCUCGGCCUCAGUGGCCUACGAGAUCUUCAGGGCGCAUGAUAUCAACAUCUCGUUUCGUGGCAACCCUCCGAUAUAUGAGUCUCUCUUGGUCGGAUCUUCCGGAUUUUUCACUGCUCCUUAUGGAGAUUAUUGGAAGUUCAUGAAGAAGCUGAUCGUCAAGAAGUUUCUCGGACUGCAUGCACUCGACCGGUCACGAGGAAUCCGUGCAGAUGAGCUAAGACGGUUCUACAUGAGCCUUCUCGAUAAAGCAAUGAAGAAUGAGAGCGUUGAGAUUGCUAUGGAAGCAAUGAAGCUCACCAACAACACCGUAUGCAAGAUGAUCAUGGGGAGGAAUCUUUCCGAGGAGAAUGGUGAGGCAGAGAGAGUAAGAGACUUGGUGACCGAGUCGACUGCCUUGACAAUGAAGAUUUUUGUGGCGAACAUGUUUCAUAAACCCCUUAAGAAGCUAGGAAUCUCAUUGUUUAAAAAGGAGAUAAUGGGUGUUUCUUGCAGAUUCGAUGAGGUGCUAGAGAAGAUUCUUGAGGAACACGAAGAGAAACUGGAGGAGGAUCACGAUAUGGACUUGUUGGACAAGCUGUUAGCAUCUUACCGAGAUAAAAACACAGAGUAUAAGUUCACUAGGAACCACAUCAAGUCUUUGUUCGUGGAUCUACUCGUCGCAGGCACUGACACUUCGAGACAUGCAACACAAUGGACAUUGGCAGAGAUUAUUAAUAAUCCUAAAGUUCUUGAGAGAUUGAGAGAAGAAAUCGAUACCGUGGUAGGGAAGACAAGGUUGAUUCAAGAAACAGAUAUACCAAAGCUCCCUUAUUUGAGUUCUGUGGUUAAAGAAGGGCUGAGACUGCACCCACCAGGGGCUCUCUUUGCAAGGACCUCCCGAGAAGGAUUUAGGAUCAGAGGUUUUUACGUACCGGAGAACACGCCGCUUGUUGUUAGUGCUUAUGCUGUGAUGAGAGAUCCUGAUUCUUGGGAAGAUCCUAAUGAAUUUAAGCCGGAGAGGUUUCUUGAUUCGUCGAGAUCAGGAGAAGAAGAUGAGAGAGAGCACGCGUUUAAGUAUAUUCCUUUUGGCGGUGGAAGGAGAGGCUGUCCUGGAGUAAACCUAGCGUACAUCUUUCUAGGAACAGCAAUAGGAGUGAUGGUGCAGUGCUUUGAUUGGAAAAUCAAGGGAGACAAAGUUAAUAUGGAAGAGGCUCCUAGAGCAUUGGUCUUGACCAUGGCUCAUCCCCUUAAUUGCAUUCCUGUUUCUCGAACUCCAUCUUUAUUUUCGAACAUGCAGAUUUAGUUCUUGACUUGGAGAUGGUUACAUACAUGCUGAGAAAACUGAAUGCAUGUUUAUAUAUAAACACUUUAAUAAUUUUAUUAGUGUUAUAAAUUGUAAAUUCCUUAAAAGAAUCUCAUUUUACUGCGUGGUCAAUUGUUUGGAGAUGCAUCCGGAAGAUGAAGAACAAUGGAACAAGCCAAACAAUCUCACAUAUUGCCAAAGCCAUGGCUCUAUAUACUCUGUUUAGUUUGUAGACCAAAAAAAUAAAAGGUUUUCUUUAUGUUUCCAACUUAUAUGUAGA
This is a messenger RNA of Thlaspi arvense, 1936 nucleotides long. The record is from the annotation of a GenBank genome assembly. Lineage: Eukaryota; Viridiplantae; Streptophyta; Magnoliopsida; Brassicales; Brassicaceae.